GCUGGUGCCGAGCCCAACGUCGUAGCAACAGAGUAUCUCUUGACGCCCUACGAAUGGGUGACAGCCAAAGUGAGGUAUGAAGAAGAGCGUGACAGGCGACUCAAUGACUUUGAUCAGGUGAAUCGCUUGGACGACACUUGUUUGGCAAUCCGACCCGAUAUCAAGCCCUUCAAGCAAGUGCUUCAGGUGUUGGAGAAGAAUGGAGGGGUCGAGGCCAAGGCCUUCUCGAACAAUCCGAAGAUCAAGCCUGAUGGCUCCAUCGAUGGAAAGCAACCUUCUGAACUCAGAUCUUAUAAGCUGUCACCUGAUGGCUCCUACACCACAGCCCAUUAUCUGCGCUCUGGCAAGUUUGAUUUGCUGAAGUACGAGGAUGGAAGGCUAGUGGAGUGCGACUAUGUCAUCACCUCAGAGUUCAGCAGCAGAUCUGGUCACAACUUGGUCACUGUUCCUUCAGCAGAUCUUCUGCAGAUUUCUUGA
Cladocopium goreaui is the source of this 477-nucleotide messenger RNA. NCBI's taxonomy places the organism in Eukaryota, Dinophyceae, Suessiales, Symbiodiniaceae. The record is from the annotation of a GenBank genome assembly.